AUGGUUCUUCAAGACCUCGGACGGCGCAUAAAUGCCGCUGUCAGCGAUCUCACGAGGUCUAGCAACCUUGAUGAAAAGGCAUUCGAUGGUAUGAUCAAGGAGAUCUGUUCCGCCCUUCUCGAAGCCGAUGUAAACGUCAAACUCGUCGGAAACCUACGGAAAUCAAUCAAGUCGUCUGUAAAUUUCAAAGAGCUCGCGCCAAGCGUAAACAAGAAACGAUUAAUCCAGAAAACCGUCUACGAUGAACUCGUCAAACUGGUCGAUCCCCAUGCGGAACCGUUCAAACCGAAAAAGGGAAAGCCGAAUGUUAUCAUGUUCGUUGGACUGCAGGGAGCGGGAAAGACUACGACGUGUACGAAGUUGGCGAGACAUUAUCAGUCGAGAGGAUUCAAGGCUUGUAUGGUUUGCGCGGAUACCUUCCGUGCGGGAGCGUUUGAUCAGUUGAAGCAGAAUGCGACGAAGGCCAAGAUCCCGUAUUAUGGAUCUUUAACUCAGACUGACCCUGCAGUUGUUGCGAGGGAGGGUGUGGAGAAAUUCAAGAAGGAGAAAUUCGAUAUCAUUAUUGUGGAUACUUCUGGACGACAUCGACAGGAAGAUGCGCUGUUCCAGGAGAUGGUGGAUAUUCAGAAUGCCGUCAAGCCUGAUCAGACGAUCAUGGUACUUGAUGCUAGUAUUGGUCAACAAGCCGAGGCGCAGAGUAAAGCUUUCAAGGAGACUGCUGAUUUUGGUGCUAUCAUUAUUACCAAGACCGAUGGUCAUGCUAGUGGCGGUGGUGCCAUUUCUGCCGUUGCAGCGACACAUACACCAAUUGUCUUUAUCGGCACUGGAGAACAUAUGCUAGAUUUGGAAAAGUUCGCGCCUCAGCAGUUCAUUUCAAAACUUCUUGGUAUGGGUGAUAUGCAAGGAUUAGUAGAACACGUGCAAUCAUUGAAGCUGGACCAGAAAGACACCAUGAAGCACAUCGUCGAGGGAGUCUUCACCGUCCGCGAUCUUCGAGACCAACUAUCCAACAUCAUGAAAAUGGGACCCCUCUCCAAAAUGGCCGGUAUGAUCCCCGGCAUGAGCGGCAUGAUGCAAGGCAUGGACGACGAAGAAGGUUCUCUCAAACUCAAACGCAUGAUAUACAUCUGCGACUCCAUGACCGCCAAAGAACUCGACAGCGACGGCAAGAUGUUUAUCGAGCAACCAACCCGCAUGACCCGUAUUGCCUGCGGCUCUGGAACCAGCGUCCGCGAAGUUGAGGACCUCCUCACCCAACACAAGAUGAUGGCUGGCAUGGCGAAGAAGAUGGGCGGCAAUAUGAAGAAUAUGCAGAAAGCGCAGGGCGCGAUGAGCGGUGCUAACAAACAGCAGCAGAUGGCCGCGAUGCAGAAAAGGUUGGCUAGUAUGGGUGGUGGUGCUGGGGGUGGAGGCGGUGGGAUGCCGGAUAUGGGGUCGUUGAUGAAGAUGUUUGGCGGUGGGGGCGCUGGUGGGGGGAUGCCGGGCAUGCCGGGCGGGAUGGAUAUGGCGGCUAUGAUGAAGCAGAUGGGUGGGAUGAUGGGGGGUGCUGGUGGUGGUGGUGGAAGGGGGGCCGGGAGAGGGAAGAGGUAG
Messenger RNA from Glarea lozoyensis ATCC 20868, 1590 nucleotides. Its product is annotated as P-loop containing nucleoside triphosphate hydrolase. Gene Ontology annotation, molecular function: ATP hydrolysis activity; GTPase activity; 7S RNA binding. The coding region runs from base 1 to 1590 and encodes 529 amino acids. Lineage: Eukaryota; Fungi; Ascomycota; Leotiomycetes; Helotiales; Helotiaceae. Gene Ontology annotation, biological process: SRP-dependent cotranslational protein targeting to membrane, translocation; SRP-dependent cotranslational protein targeting to membrane. The record is from RefSeq and is a predicted model, not a curated record. Gene Ontology annotation, cellular component: cytosol; signal recognition particle, endoplasmic reticulum targeting. The transcript is spliced from 2 exons.